AGAGCUUAGCGGGAUUUAUAAAUGUGAUUUUCAGCACAAAACCUCCCACCGAAAUUAAAGAAAAAUGUCUCAACAAGAGUGCUCCCAGAGGCUCUCUAGUGAUCUAAUUGAGUCCCAGUUCCAGAAAAAGUUCACCUUUAUACGCCAAGCUGAUUGGAAGCUUCCUGAGAGUAAAACCCUCUUUACCCAGGACGCUUUUCUCGAUACCUGCCUACAGAAACAAAAGGAAAGACUCAAUGGAGUUAAGAGCAAGCUCAAUGACCUGGAGCUGGAGCCAUGGAGUACUCAUACAUCCACCCAAAGUCCAUCAUCGGUGAUUAUCCCGAAAAUUAAAGAAACAUUUGUGGCGGAAUUUGUCACACAAGCUUGGACAAAGUUCUACGAGUGUCUCUCGUCAUUCCCGCUUAUUCCAAAGAAUAGUCCUCAAUCCCUGAAUACAUUGCACCUCUGCGAAGCUCCAGGUGCAUUUGUAGUGGCACUCAAUCACUUCCUGAAGACUCAUACAGAGAUUGAAAAUUGGACAUGGUGCGCUACAACUCUCAAUACCUACUACGAGGGAAAUUCCUUUGGGAGUAUGAUUGCUGAUGAUCGUUUUAUGUACACAACUCUCGAAAACUGGGAAUUUGGUGCAGAUUACACUGGAGACAUCACAAGUGGAAAGAAUGUAGAUCAAUUGGUGGAAAGAUGUUCAAAAAUGGGCCAGAUUGAUCUUAUCACUGCCGAUGGAUCGGUCAAUUGUACGAACACUCCGGAUUGCCAGGAGGAAAUUGUUUCUCAUCUGCAUUACGCAGAGACUGUAACUGCUUUGAGGAUUCUCUCACUAAACGGAAAUUUUGUUCUCAAAAUGUUCACAUUUUUCGAAUCAUCCAGUGUAUGUCUUCUCUAUCUUCUCGUCUACAUCUUCAAGACCGUCACCGUCUUCAAACCAGUCACAUCCCGAGAAGGCAAUUCUGAGGUUUAUGUUAUCUGCCAAAACCUAGAAACGCGUCCCAGCCAGGAAUUCCUCGAGAAAAUGUUCAAAAAUAUGUCCAAUCAUGACACUUCAUUAUUCCCAGAAGCCACAAUUCCCCAGACCUUCUUCCAGCAACUUUACAAUUGCAUGGAUAUGUUCGCUGAUCUCCAGAUUAACGUUAUAGAGAGAAAUCUUGCGACGUACGAUCCAAGAGACAUCAAGAAAAUCUCUCCCGAAACUGAACAGUUGAUACAGGUAGUUUUUAUCGAAUUCUGUCGCCGUUUUAAAUUGGAGAAUCUCCCAGAAAAUGCCAGGAUAACAAUUCCAAAUGCUUUACCAAAUUUCUGGCGGGAAUCACCACGAAUUAGUGAAGGGAGUUACACAGACAGGGUCAUAAAUAAAUGCAAGAACGAUCAACAAAUACUCGAUACUCACCGGAAGAGGUAUAAGCGAUAUGAAGAGUCCAUCGUCACCUGCAACAAUCACAAUUUCUUGCGCUGCUGCAGCACCUGCAGCAUCUCUCCGAUUUAUGGGAAGCGCUUUAGGAAAAUAUCAUACAGUGUUUUUGUGUCAUCGGGUCUCUAUCAUUACUUCCUUGAUAUGGCCCGAGAUUGUGUAGAUUACUCCAAGGAAGACAAUUCUCCCAAUUGCCGGACAGAGAGACGUGGUAGCCUCGUGUUGAUUGAAAUGAAGAAUUUCUGCAGAGUUCAUGACCAUUCUGAAUAUUUCCAUGAUACUGUGAUUGAGAUGCGCAAUGCUCUGAAAUUGCCAGAUAUUCAGAAGAUUAUUCUCGUGAAUUUCUGCCCACUUAGUCAACUUUCAGCUGGACUUGUAUUUCUACUGGCAAUGGAGCGUCAAUCGCGAAUUCAAUUGAAAUGUCAUCUUGGAGAAAUAUCCAUUGAUGUCUCCAGCAAAUACAUUCGUGAAACAUACUCAAAUAUUCUGGAGAUUAUUGAGAAUCUCCUGGAGAAAGAAGACUCAGACAGUAUUCUUCUGUCUCUGGUGGACAUACGUGAUAUUUAUGGAAAUUUCUCCUACACCCGACUCAUCCGAUGUUUCAAUAAUCAUCUCGUGAUGAAAAUGUUUCGUGAUCUUCUCGCAAAUUAACGAGCUUGUAAAUCAAAAAUAAGCAGACAAAUUACAAAGAAAUAAUGCAAAUUGUAUAAU
Molecule: messenger RNA, 2119 nt
Organism: Phlebotomus papatasi
Lineage: Eukaryota; Metazoa; Arthropoda; Insecta; Diptera; Psychodidae
Gene: aft
Product: cap-specific mRNA (nucleoside-2'-O-)-methyltransferase 2
Exons: 2
Coding region: 65-2059 (664 amino acids)
Biological process (GO): 7-methylguanosine mRNA capping
Cellular component (GO): nucleus; cytoplasm
Molecular function (GO): methyltransferase cap1 activity
Source: RefSeq, a predicted model, not a curated record